This is a messenger RNA of Glossina fuscipes, 6033 nucleotides long. Its product is annotated as protein artichoke. NCBI's taxonomy places the organism in Eukaryota, Metazoa, Arthropoda, Insecta, Diptera, Glossinidae. The transcript has 8 exons. Bases 779 to 5014 code for a protein of 1411 amino acids. Gene Ontology annotation, molecular function: protein binding. Gene Ontology annotation, cellular component: extracellular matrix. The record is from RefSeq and is a predicted model, not a curated record.
AAAACGCUUGCAUUAGGUACAAGAUGUUGCGCAUGUGUAUAACGCAGAGAGAUUAAAUGAACUUUCAGUUAAAAGUAGACUUGAAUGGCUGCAUUGUUUCUUCGUCUGCUUCUUUUUCUUUCUUUCAUAACAACUUUCGUCGCGCGUCUAAAUCGCUGUAAUAGAAAUAAAAGCUAAUGUUAUUGUUUUUAAUUCAUCUCUUCGAGCCGUGUAUUAGUUGUGCAAAAAUAAAUAAAAAAUAAAAGGCAAAGAAAACGUCAAGAAUUCAUUAAAAUAUGAAUUAGAUGGAAUUUCAGUUUACUUAAUAACUCAGUUAUAUAUAUGCACAUACACUUAUAAGAAAGUCAAGUAACAACAAAUUAAACCAAACCAAGCCAGCAAAUCAUCUUUGCUUUGAAUUCGUAGCCUGUGAAAAGGGAACAAAAGAAAUGAUAAUGACGAACAACAACAGAAAACUUCACUAAAAAGCAAACAACAAAAAAUCCAAAACAUAGAAAUAAUAAUGAAUAAAUAUACGUAUAUAACGGCAUCAAUAGAGUGAAAUGUUUGUGUAAAUAUUCACGAAAAAAACCACAAAAAGAAAAAAACGGUGCCAAAUCGGUAUAAAUUAAAUCGUCUACCAUUUCAUUUUCACUGUGCGUCCGUCUUAAAGUAAGCUAUUCCGCCAGAGAAUUUUAAUGAGAAAAAAUUUUUUUUCAAAACUUAUUAUAUCCAGAAUCAAGUGAAGCGAAUAUACUCCUCCCCUUCAAGAUACCAUCACAACCAUCACAACGUUAAGAUGUUUUUUCCCGAUUGCAAACAACGACAUCAACACAUACCACAGCAACGAACAAGUCUCCAUCGUAAUGUAUUUCUAUUGCUGUUGCUCUACUUGUCACAAAUCAAGGCAUGGCGACCAUGUCCAGAAUUGAGUCCAGCAUUGCGUAUACCCUGCAGAUGCAACGUCGUGGCAUUCAGCACAACGGGACAAUUAGGUGCAGUGGCAAUGGAUUGUGAUCGAGUGGUAUUUCAUGGUGAAGCUCCUCAACUACCAUACGGUGCCCCUAUAGUCUCUUAUUCGCAACGUUAUAGUGGCCAGCAAGUCUUACCAUCGCAGCAUUUUGGUACUUUAAAGUUGCCGAUGGAGGAGCUGGAUUUAUCGUAUAACCUGAUAAGACGCUUGCCAGAAAAAUCGUUUGUCGGCCUUAAAGAAAGUCUAACCGUUUUGCGUUUAUCUAACAAUCUUUUAGGCGAUAGCUUAAAUCCAAUAUUUUCCUCAGCAGAACUUCAUCCGUUGAAAAAUUUAAAAACUUUAGAUUUAUCGGCCAAUAAAAUCAAAUCGAUCGAAGAAGGUUUACUAAAAGGUUGCGUCGAUUUGAAGGAAUUUUAUGUGGAUCGUAAUAGUCUUACCGUGGUCCCGUCUCACUCUUUAAAUGGACCUUCAGCACUAAGGCAUCUUUCCCUACGACAUAACUAUAUAACAAUCUUACGAUAUGAGUCUUUUAUUGCUCAGCCGCAGCUGGAAAUUAUCGAUUUACGCUAUAACGAUAUUAAAAAUAUCGAAGGUUUAGCAUUCAAAGGUUUGCGUAAAAUCAAGGAAAUCAAGUUGGCCGGUAAUCGGAUCACAAAUUUAAAUAGCGAUGUUUUCGAAAAUUUACCGACUUUACAAAAAUUGGAUUUAUCUGAGAAUUUCAUCCCGAAAUUUCCAAUCGUUUCUUUGAAUGCCAUCAGCAAUUUGAAAGCAUUGAAUUUAUCAUCGAAUAUGUUGCAACGUUUGGAUUACAGUCAUUUGGAAGUGGUGCGUUCGUUAGAAAUAUUAGAUUUAAGUCGUAAUGGUAUUACGACAAUUCCACCAGGAACAUUCCGAGAUCUGACAGCCUUAAGAUAUUUGGAUUUGAGUCUAAAUUCACUGAGAACGAUCGAAGAUGACGCCUUGGAGGGUUUACAAAAUCUACAAACGUUAAUUAUACGUGAUAAUAAUAUCUUGUUGUUACCGGGCAGUGCAUUGGGACGUUUAACGCAUUUGAAUUCAUUGCAUUUGGACUUUAAUCGCGUGGCCGCCUUAUCAUCGGAAAUUCUCGGUUCAAUACAAGCCUCGGAUAUAACUACAUUAACUUUAUCCCGCAAUGUUAUACGGGAAUUACCAGCGGGUAGUUUUCACAUGUUCAACAAUUUACAUUCUUUGGAUUUGUCUGGCAAUUCUUUGGCUACAUUAAGCGCGGAUAUAUUUAUGGGUUUGGAGACAUCCUUGAAUGAAUUGAAAUUAGGACAAAAUCGUUUAACGGCCUUGGGAAAUACACCCUUAUCACUGUCAGAAUUGCGUAGUUUGGAUUUAAGCAGAAACACUUUAGCGGAAUUACCCCGUAAUAUAUUUGAAGGCUUGGAAAAUCUUCAAUAUCUAAACUUAAGCGGUAAUCAUCAUUUGUCCCCGAUAUCUGCUUCGCUAAUUAAACCUCUAUUGCGAUUACAAAUUGUGGACUUGAGUCAUUGUGCUCUCAAGCAAUUAUCUGGUGAUUUAUUUGCCGCCUUACAAGACUUAAAACAUGUCUACUUGAACAAGAAUAAUUUGCAAGAAAUUAAUGAUGGGAGUUUUGUAGACCUAUGGAACAUCAGUACCAUCGAUUUGUCACAUAAUCAAAUUACGUCGAUAAGACCGGGAGCAUUUGUAAAUGUCAUGCAUUUGAAAAGACUGAAUUUACGGGGAAAUCAAUUAUCAGCUUUCAAGGGUGAAUUCUUUAAUACCGGUACCGGCAUGGAGGAACUUGAUAUAUCAUUGAAUCAUCUCAGUUACUUAUUUCCCUCCUCAUUCCGUAUACAUCCUCGUUUGCGAAUCAUUUUGGCCGCCCAUAACAAAUUCAGUUUUUUCCCGGCUGAGUUAAUAUCAUCGUUACAGUAUUUAGAGCAAAUCGAUUUGUCCUAUAAUCAAUUGAAAACCAUUGAAGAAUUGGAUUUUGCCCGCUUACCUCGCUUAAGAGUGCUAAUGGUAGCCCACAAUCAACUGGAUAUGUUAAGUGAAAUGGCUUUUCACAAUUCUACACAAUUGCAAGUAUUGGACUUAUCUCACAACAGCCUUGAUCGUAUUGGCGAACGUACCUUUGAGGGAUUAGUAAGACUCGAGCUAUUGAAUCUCGAACAUAAUUUAUUAAACGAACUUUCCGAUACGGUUUUUGAACGCUCGAAAUUGCAAAUGCUCGAGAAUAUCAAUUUGGCUGGCAAUGAAUUCGAAUACGCACCGCUCAAAGCUUUGCAACGCCAGUACUUUUUCAUUUCAUCGGUUAAAUUAAGUCAUAAUAAGAUUAAGCUUAUACCCGCUGAUGACAGUAUGAUGGUAAAUAUAAAAAAUUUAGAUUUAUCUUAUAAUCCUCUUUCGGAAGAAGCGGUCAGCAAUAUUCUAAAUGAACCCAAAACUGUAAGAGAAUUGAAUUUGGCUGCUACGGGUAUAGAGCAUUUGGAACCUUUAGAAACGCCGUUCCUGCAAUACUUGAACCUGUCGCAUAACAGAUUAAAAUCCAUAGAAGCUGAAAUCUUUCAGCGCACAACGUUGCUCGAAACAUUAGAUUUAUCCGGUAAUCAAUUAGAAAAUUUAUCCGACUUAACUGCAGCUUGGCCGAAAUUACAAGUUUUACAUCACUUGGAUUUAUCGAAUAACAGUUUCGAUGUUAUAGCUCAGGGCAAUUUCCAGCACCUCGAAAUGUUGAAAACCUUGAAGUUAAAAGACUUACCUAAAUGUAAUCGAAUCGAGAAAAACGCUUUUCGUCAUAUGCCGAACUUGGCCCGAUUGGAAGCUUACAAUCUUCCUCUAUUGGGCUACUUGGAUUUACAAGGCAUUUUAGGUUUACUGCCCGGUUUGGAAUAUUUCGAUAUCGAAGUUAAAGAUUCGGCGAUAGGCACCGAACAAAUUCAACCGUCCAAGCAUCCGCGUCUUAAAUCAAUUGGUAUUCGUGGGGAGCGAGUGAAAAGUAUUUCCUCAAGUACAUUGGCGGGCCUGAAAAGCAGUGAUUUGAUCAUAAAAUUACAAAAUACCUCCUUGACGUCAUUACCACCCGCUCUGCUAUUUCCAGUACCACGGUCCAGUCACCUUACCCUAGAUAUAGAAGGUUCAAAAGUGUCUGUUUUGUUGCCACAGUUUCUGAACGCAUUAGAAGAUCGACGUACAAAUUUGAAAUUGAUGGGUCUCGCCUCGAAUCCUAUUAACUGCGAUUGCAAUGCUCGAGCUUUACGACGAUGGUUACCAACGUCGCAUAUGCCCGCAAUAGUCUGUCAGUCUCCGUCAUAUUUAGCAGGAAAAAAACUGAUAGAAAUCGGUGACGACGAGCUUACUUGCGACCCACGAAAAAUGACUUCAACUACAAGUCGUACCACUGUAUUAAAAUCAUCUUCACGUUUGAUAACACGUCCGGCAAUAACAACAACAACAGAAGAGCCGCCGAUGAUUAUAUGGAGUAUGGAACCCACGCAAAUACCUCAUAUGAAAAUCAAAACCAAAGCUAAACCGCCCAUCAUGACCAAUGAUGACACAUUAAUUAUUGGCAUUGUAGGUGGCGUUGUAGCUUUUAUAGCCAUUUUGAUUAUUAUCAUCUGCAUUGUACGUCUGCGGAUGAGUACAAUUGAAUAUCAUAAUGGACCUGCUAUGAUUGGAAUACCGCCGUUACCUAUGGGACCCGGCAGUGUGCCGAUAAGUUAUAAAAGUACACCCGCAGCAGCAGCAGCGGCUGCCGCUGCCCUUUACGCCGUACCUCCUUAUGCUCAAAAUUACGCUACAUUACCGCAUAAACCGCCGUCCAUACAUCAGUCCACUCAAAGCCUAUCAGCACGACAAGUGCAACAGCAACAACACCAACAACUACAGCAGCAGCAGCAACAACACCAGCAACAACAGCAACACCAGCAACAACAGCAGCAGCAACAACAAGCCACCUAUUCAUCUAGAAUGUCGUACUUUGGAGGAUCAUCUCCUCAGCAUCAGCAAACUAGUUCAAGUUUGUCCAAUAAUCAGCCAUAUAUCAUAUAUUCCGACGAUAAAGCCUACAGAUAAAUAGUGAGCGAUAGGUAACUGCAUCGCAACGAUGUAGAGGGAGUUUUUAAAAUUUAAGAUUAAGGUAACGCGCGCGUGCUUUUCUUUAAACAAUUAUACACUCAGUCAGUCAGUUAGUCAAGUUACGUAACAUUUACGUUUGACAUAAAUACCGUUAAUUUAUAGCACGAAGUAAGAGUUACAUUAAAUCGGUAACCAAUAAAAUUCUUAGUAUCAAUAAAGACAAACCGUAGUCGCUUGUAUAUAAUUUAAAUUUGUAAGAAACGCGUAUCUUCAUCCAUUACAUUUAAGAUGCGAGGAUCAAAUCAAUUUAAAAUACAUUGCUUUUUUCAUAUAACUUAAGUGAAAAAUUUUAUAAAACAUAAUAAGAAAAUUCAACUAAGUGUUAUUUGCACAAUGUCUAGAAGAUUAAGAACAUAGAAUAAUUUUAAAUUAACCAGAAUAAUAAAUGUAAAAUGUAUAAAAUAGACUCAACCCAUUGAAAACCUGGUGGCAUUUGCAUCAUCUAUAAAUUCUGAAAUCUUCUUCUUAUACAAAAUUUAAAGUUUAACUUUUUCCUAUAAUAAUUUCAGGCUGGUUCCCAAUUUGUCUGGCAUUAUAUUUUCUAAUGUCAUGCUGUUAUUUUUACUUCAAAGUCUACGCCUCAAGGAAGGCAGAAAGUACACCGCAUCGCUAAAAUCCCAUAAAUUUAAUGUCUCAUACGCCGGUUGGUCGCCCUCGACAAUACUGUGAGGGUGCUUCAAUAGAACAUGGAGUGCGAUUUCUACUUCUUGUUGUUUUUUUUAGCAAUUCUGUAAGCGAUCAACGGAUUGCAAAAAAUUGACAGAGACAAAAACGGCCACGUGUAGAUAUACCCAAUUUGCUGCGAACGUAAUCGACCCCAGUAAAAUUUUAAUGCCUGAUGUGCAAUUUGACGUACUUAGGGGUUAACGUAUUGCAACAAUGAGUUAUAGUACUGAAUUGCAAGUACGUAAGGUGUAUUUGGAUAGAGAAUUUUCUACAGAUGACACUAGUAACAA